GCGUGCUACAACACCGGCCGCUUUCCACCGGUGACGUCACGCACGCCAUAUUGAAUUUUUUUUUCCGCUUUCCUUCUCAACAGCAGCCAUUAGCACGUCGCUUCGUGGUGGAGUUAGACGCUUGGAAACAUGGAAAUUGACACCCUUCUUGAGGCUCUGAAAGAUUUUGAGAAGAAAGGGAAAAAGGAGGUGUCUCCGGUGUUGGACCAGUUUCUGUGCCAUGUCGCCAAGACCGGAGAGACCAUGGUCUCGUGGUCGCAGUUUAAAAGCUACUUUCUGUUCAAACUGGAGAAGGUGAUGGAGGACUUUCGAGCUUCAGCGCCAGAGCAGAGAGGACCUGCCAACCCUAACGUGGAGUCCGUCCCAUUUGAGGAGAUGAAAGAGAGAAUACUGAAGAUCGUUAACGGAUACAACGGGAUUCCAUUCACUAUCCAGCGCUUGUGCGAGCUCCUCACAGAUCCCAAGAGGAACUACACAGGAACAGAGAAAUUUCUCAGAGGGGUUGAGAAGAAUGUGAUGGUGGUCAGUUGUGUGUAUCCUACCUCUGAGAAAAAUGGAUGUAGUGGCGUUAACAGAAUGAAUGGAGUCAUGUUGCCAGGUAGCACAUCCAUAUUCACAGAAAGGAAAGUGAAUGGUCCUGGAACACCCCGGCCGAUGAACAGACUGAAAAUUUCCCCUUCUAGUUCACUGGCCACAAAUGGACUGCUGGACAGCACAGAAAACAAAGACUCAAACACACCAGGCCACAGCAAACCUGUUGGCGAUGUGCCUGCGUCAGGCCUUGGGUCUCCUUUGAAUAGCUGCAUAAAGAACAAGCAUGCAGAAGAGGAAGAAAACCCAGAGGAAGAACAGCAGGAGGUGAAGAGACUCAAGUUCAGUGAGGAAGGAGGUGAGGAUGAGGAGGAGGAAGACACUGAAGGCGAAUCGGAUGACAAGACCGUUCAAUCUGAGGGGGUGUCUGAUGUGUCGGGAAAUGCAGAGUCGCCAACAUCCAUGACAGAGGAGAAACAUGAAGGGCACGAGGAAGAGCAGGAGGAUGCCAGUUCAGCGACAGCUUGUGAGGACCAAGAGCCAUCCAGUACGCAAUCCGACUGUGCAGAGAGGGAAGUUCCUUCCGGCUCCGCCCAGGAACCCAGUGACAUGGACCAGUCAGAGCAGACAGCUCCCGCUUCCAGCCCUGAGAGGCAGGAGGUGGAGGAGGAGUCUAGUGAGCCGGACAGUAGCAGCAGCAGCAGUAAUGAGCUUGCCGCCGGCCCUUCCGCCUCUUCUGACUCCACCCCCAGUGGUGCAGACUCACCCACAGAGGGCAGCGUGGAGUUGGGGGAGCUAGACUUAGAAAACACAGAAGAGCCUAUGGAGCAGGACUAAGGAGCCUCCCAAACACAGACUUUGUAGCAUAAACAACAACAACAACCAGCGUGUGGAGAUUUGAGAACACACUAACAGUAACCGGACGGGCUCUUUAACUGGGGCCACCAACAGCCUUCUGGUCCAGCGUCACCUACUUUUUCCAGCUUUCUUACCUGUUAUGGGUGGACACACUAUGCUGGUGUACAUAUGUGAUGUUUUUUUUUUUUUGUUUCUUUCCUUUUUAGUUUUGUAUUGCAGGUUUUAAACUGGAAGGUUAUUUUCAUUCUUUCAAUUACACCCCUUACCUUAGUACCACUGAAUGCAGUUGGUCUUCAAAGGCAUUUCUCCUUCUGUUUUAGUACAGCAGAAGGAUGAUGGUCCCUCACUUUGGUUGACAUCUGCUGUACAGACUGUAGAUGUGUGAGGGUCCUGGAGUGUUUCGUUUCCCUCAGUUUUUUGUAGUUCAGUUACAGACCUUAUCUCAAGAACAGUAGAAUUUUUCCUUGCUUAUGCAGUUUCUCCAAAGACCCAUCACAUAUUAGAGUUAGAAGCAAGGGCCAUAAAUAUUGGUUCAUAUUCAGGGUUUUUUUUUUUUUUCUUCGUUUUUUUCUCCCACACAGUUUGGGUUGUCAGUUAAGGGUUGUGUUACAUGUCUGCAUAUGGACCCAUGUAGAAAAGAUAUGUAUUGUUUCAUCUAGUAUACACCCCCCUCCCCCUCCCCCCAACGUUAUCUUUCCUUUCCCUUUUUAAACUCUUGCUGUUACACCCUACACUGUAAUGAAGGAAAGAGUUUCAUGUAAAAGGUACAUACACUUAAGGGAAAAGAUUUCAAAUGAAUGACCAUGUUUGGUUCACGAUAAUAAUUUAUAUGAACAUUUCAAUGAAUCACUCUAUUUUUGAGAAAUUUACAACUUUUUUUUGUUUUGGAAGCCAGUCUGAGCACUAGUCAGAUGUGCUAAAACUGUGUGUUUGUGAAAGUGAGAGUGAGUGUGAGAGGCGCUCAUGUCUAUACCACGCUGUCUCACCAGUUACAACUGACUGCCUCUACUGCACCUGUACUGUUUUGAUAUUUAGAAUUUUUAAAUUUCUGUAGUUUUGUAGAGCAUUGUGUUCACUGCUGUUUGUGGAUCCAUAUUAUUGUAAGAUCUUUCUGUGUAUACUGAAUGCGUGUGCUUUCAAUGCAGUAUUCAGGUGAAGCAAUAAAUGUUCUGAUUUUAAA
This is a messenger RNA of Pangasianodon hypophthalmus (striped catfish), 2569 nucleotides long. It is a transcript of the gene ppp4r2b, whose product is annotated as protein phosphatase 4, regulatory subunit 2b. Bases 130 to 1368 code for a protein of 412 amino acids. The transcript is spliced from 9 exons. The record is from RefSeq and is a predicted model, not a curated record. Gene Ontology annotation, cellular component: cytoplasm; protein phosphatase 4 complex; nucleus. Gene Ontology annotation, molecular function: protein phosphatase regulator activity. NCBI's taxonomy places the organism in Eukaryota, Metazoa, Chordata, Actinopteri, Siluriformes, Pangasiidae. Gene Ontology annotation, biological process: protein dephosphorylation.